This is a messenger RNA of Anguilla rostrata (American eel), 5589 nucleotides long. Its product is annotated as zinc finger protein 501-like. Gene Ontology annotation, molecular function: DNA-binding transcription factor activity, RNA polymerase II-specific; RNA polymerase II cis-regulatory region sequence-specific DNA binding. Gene Ontology annotation, biological process: regulation of transcription by RNA polymerase II. Bases 3860 to 4972 code for a protein of 370 amino acids. The transcript has 2 exons. The record is from RefSeq and is a predicted model, not a curated record. NCBI's taxonomy places the organism in Eukaryota, Metazoa, Chordata, Actinopteri, Anguilliformes, Anguillidae.
GUUUUAAAACCAUAAUAUUGAUGCUUUUGCAGUUGUGUUGGUUUUGCUUACCAGGAAGCUCCAAAUCAGGGUCCUGUUUCAUGUCGCGACGUGGGUUCCUAAGCUAACCAAUUCGUUUGUUGACAUUUGUGGAUAAACUCACUAUUUUCGGUUUCACGGAAAUAGUUCACUGUUUAGACAGAAAUGUACCGAGGCGAGGUACAUUAUUAUUAUUAUUAUUAUUAUUAUUAUUAUUUAGCGACGCUGAUAAUAUAGGAGUAAUAAUUAACUUUGUUAGUUAAUUUGCAUUAUUCAUAUAUUACAACGUACAGUGCUUCCCGUUUGAAGACAAUAAUAAAAGCAAAAUAAAACCAACAAGCAGGACAUAGGAUUACACAGUAAAUACAGUAGUAAAUGAUUAGAAAAUUAAAACGGUAGAGAAGAAAAGAAAUAAAAUGAGAACCAGACAACCAUUAAAGCCAAAGAAAUGAAAAUAUAAGUAGCCUAAAGCUAUAGUUGCUGUACUGAGCACGGAAAGUCUUCAUUGCAUCCAAAAGGCAUGUCAUUGUGUUAAUCAGAUUUCCUGGUUGUGCAAGGGUGAACACUAUUAAGGAAGGUUUCAAUUGCAAGAGGGUUUCACAAUGGUAAUAUUUCACAAUAGUAUAUUCAACAUGACAGUGCCAUGUUGAAAGUGACUGAGCUCUGUAGUGCGACCCAUUUUAAUGUCAAUGUUUGUCUAUGGAACUUGAUGAAUGUAUGCUUGAUUUUAUGCUCCUGUUAGCAAUGGGUGUUGCUGAAGUAGCCGAACCCUCUAAUUAGAAAGGCUGUCCACAUACUUUUGGCAGUGUAGUUAUGUGUUUGUUUCUCUUGUGAGGAUUGCUUUCUUUAUUUUAGAGGUGAAAAAAUAUGCCCUCCAGUGUUGCCAUUAUUUGAUCUACAAGCUCAAAACGUAAUUAUUUAUUCUUUAUACCCGGUUAUUACUGGUCAGGGUUGCGAGAGGUACUGGAGCCUGUCCCAGCAUGCAUUGGGCGAGAGACAGGAAUACAUCGUGGACAGGUCGCCAAUCUAUUGCAGGGAACUCAAGAUAUCAGUUUGCUCAUUUAGCAGUAUCUACUGAAUCACACAUGAGAGUGGAAUUCAUUUUAGAGAUGGAAAACUUGGUACUGGUCCAAUGUUACGUCUCUAUGAACUGGUCAGUGAAAUUACAGCGAGUUAAAGAUGUAGCUAAAUAAGUUAAGAACGGUGCUAUAGUGUCACUCAUCUUGUAGGACUCUUAUGGUUGUUCACUAAAUUAAUCUAUGAAACAUCUGGAAAUCCAGUAAAUAUGCUGAAUAGGGUUCCAUGAAAUGUAUUGUACCUUUUAGGCAUAUAGCAAUAUUUGAGUUUAUGAGUUAACUUUCAGCGAGGUAGCCUCAUUGACAGUGGCUAAGUGAAAUCGAUAAUGAUUCAAAAAAUGUAACUUCUUAAAUAUUUAAUCCCAUCUUCUACUGAGACUUUUGUCGUUUAUUCAGGGCGUUACAAAUAUUCUGCGGCACUGACCAUCCAAAACUUUCACUUAACGUACUGGCCUCAUCUGGUGGUCAAUGAAGGCUAACAACACACAAGCACUUACUACUGGUAGGUUUAUCACCUGCUGAGAAGUCUGAGGGGAAAUGUUGAGCUCAGUCAUACACUAUUGUCUACAUAUUUUACUGAAUGCAAGCCCAAUAUUGUCUACUUAAAUGAUGGUUGGUCAGGAAGGAGCCAGUCUAAAGCUGCUGUUCACAGUUUACUGUUUAAUACAUGAAGGCUACAUGCCAAUGUUUUAUUUUUUUUAUUCAUACAUACUUUUUAAAAACCCUUUGAAGAGUAGGAUUUUUGAAAUGUUUGUUUUUUCCCCAAAAUGUAUAAGUCGGUGUUAUGGAACUCUGUUGCUUUCAAUUACUAGUUCAGAACAUUCUAAUCACAUAGUUGUGAUCUUACACUGGAAUAAGUUGUUAAAGGAGUGGAGGAUUUCUUUCUUUGAAUGGUAUCAAAGUAGGUGUGGAGAAUCAUUGAAUAUUCCUAGUAUUGAUAUUGACUACCAAGAUUUUGGUAUCAAAUUUUGAAUCUUUUAGGAGAGUAACUUAGGCAGUGAGAAAUCUACCAUCUGGGUCUGAUUAUCCUAAGAUUCCUUGGUUAAGGGGAGGCACCACCGUCAAAAACGAUGAUUUUGGUCCGUAUGUUAAUUUUGUUAUUUUUUGAUAUUUCUGUAGUUUCAUAAAAUUAACAAACUAAAGGUAAAUUAUCAUUAUAAAUAGUUACUUUAGAUGAUAAUACAACUCCAUCGUCAAGUACACAAAGCAUAAAAUGAGCUUAUGAUAGCAUCUUUUAUGAUUAAAUGCCUCCGCAGUAUUAAAACUGACCUGGUUGAAUCAUGUAUCGUUAAAAAGCUUGUUUCCUGGACCGUACUGCUAGAAUGAGCAUAUGUGGCUAUUUCCUUUGCUGUCACUGUGAAGAUGGAUGAAAGACAAGCAGAACUCUUUGAUUUCAUUGGCUACUAGCGUUUAAAGGUCCCUUUAACUGCCAUUUUCUCAAAACUGUAUGUUGCCCUUUGGGUAUUCAAUUUAUCUCAACUUUAACAAUAGAUACAGCUGCAUAAUUUUACAGAACUACUUCUUAAAUGUUAUAGCUAGGGCGUGUCACAGGCUUUUUUGAUAUGUUCUGUCAUUUUCAUUUUAUGUGGUAUUUUAUCAGUAAAAGGUCAAAAAAAAAAUUUUCAGCAUAUACAUAUUGUUUUAGGAAUUUAUUUUAAAACUGUAUUUUGACAAAAGCCUCUGACCAGCCCUAGCUGUUCAGUUAUUGAUCACAUUAAAAAAAAAAUCAUGUCAGAUUUUAUCUGUUGAGCUCCCUGGUGUGAAUAUGUAUGAGUGUGAAGCAGGGCGUUCCUGCAGAAGAGCAUCCGUGCUCUGUGAACCUACCCUGGGUAAAUAAAGAUUAAAUAAAAAAAAAAAAAAAAUAUAUAUAUAUAUAUAUAUAUAUAGAUAGAAUAUGCUUAUAUGCAAAUUAGCACAUAUUUAAUGAGCUUAUAGCUAAUUUGCAUAUUUAAAAAAAAGAAAAGUCAUAAUACAAAAAACCCAUGUAUUUGUGUCUUUAUUCAACUGGUAAAAUUUCAUUUUGAUAUGAGUAAAGGAAUAUUUUUUCCUAUUAAGGGGUGGUGCCUCCCCUUAAAGGGGAAUUGCACUUUAUAGCACUUCUGCUUCUCAUGACUGAUGAAUGUGUCGCCCUUCGUUUUUAAAUUAAUUAUUUCAUUUUAAGUGUCUAACGUUAGAAAGAAAGAUCUAUUUCUUUUUUUAGCGGAACUCCACAUAGUAGUAUGGUUUCCGGUUAUUUCUUCUUCAAUUUCGUUUCGCGGCAAAACCGAGAAGAGGCGAAGCAAAACAUUCCGUUAACUUAGCGUUGAAAUCGAACAAACUAACGUUCUUUUGUUUGAUGCGAUAUCAGUGUAAUAAUGAGGUGCAUUUGUACCCGGUUGUUAAAAUGCCCCCGUUAAACUUGCCUUGAAAGCACAUUUUCAUAGUUUUCCACACGAUGAAACUUUGUGCCAGACAUGGCUGGAUGUAAUCAGACACCCUAACAUAACAGCCGAAGAAGUUCGCAAACAAGGACUAAGGGUAUGCAGCGACUACUUUGAAGCCACGGAUUACCAAGGUGACAACUGAAGCCUGGAGCUGUACCCACCGUUUCCCCAUCGUUGGUCGAACCACUACAGGAGCUGCAGUUCUGAACACCUUUGAGCAGCAGUAUGAUGCAGGCAGGAGUCUGUCUGAGAUAGGACACUGAGGCAAUCCUACCAGAGCUCACUGAGCAGCACAGGAUCAGACAGAAAGAAGAGGAACUCAGUGGACUGGAGUUUGUCCACAUGGCAGAGUCAGAGACAGAGUGUGCUGCAGCAGGACUCAACACACUGGAGCCAGAGUGUGUUACAGCACACAGCAGGGUCAGUGAUGUACACCAUACACACACAUCACUGAUUAAAACAGAAACUGAUCUGGGCUCCACCUACACUGGGAAUCUUAAGACUGAGAGCCUAGACAGUGCAGAGCUGGGAUAUGUAACCCAUCUGCAUCCUGACCAAAUCAAAACAGAGACUGAUGAUGGAGGAUAUCUUAAGGCAGAACACUUCAGUGACUUGCAGGAUUUUAAUUUUAAGUCUGAUAAAAUGAAGUGUGAAUACAAUGAAAGUUUAGUGAGUGAUCUCAUGAAUUCUGCAAUGAAUGGAGCUGGUUUCUUUCAAAACAAGAUAAUUCACAGGAAUGAAUGUGAAAUUAAUACAGGUGAAAAGCCAUACAAGUGUAUGCAGUGUGAGAAGCGUUUUCAUGCAAAAGCUGAUUUAAAUACACACCUGAGAAUUCAUACAGGUGAAAAGCCCUACAGAUGUUUUGAAUGCAAGAAGUGCUUUUCCCAAAUAGGUCAUUUAAUUUCCCACCGGAGAAUUCAUACAGGUGAAAAGCCCUACAAAUGUGUUCAGUGUGGGAAGUGUUUUUCCCAAAUGUCUAAUUUAAGUAGCCAUUUGAAAAUUCAUACAGGUGAAAAACCAUACAAAUGUACACAGUGUAAAAAGUGUUUUGGAAAAAAUCCAGCUUUAAUUAGACAUCUGAGACUUCAUACUGGUGAAAAGCCCUACAAAUGUAUUCAAUGUGGCAAGUGUUUUAGUACAAAAUCUUAUUUAGAGAUACACCAGAGAAUCCAUACAGGUGAAAAGCCAUACACAUGUACUCAGUGUGGGAAGUCCUUUUCAGCUAUAUGUAAUUUAAAUAUCCACUUGAGAAUUCAUACAGGCGAAAAGCCCUAUAAAUGUACUCAGUGUGGGAAGUGUUUUAAUGCAAGAUCUCAGUUAGUUACACACCAGAGAAUCCAUACAGGUGAAAAGCCCUACACGUGUAUUCAGUGUGGGAAGUGUUUUUCUCAAAGAGCUCAUUUAUGUAAGCACCUGAAAAUUCAUGCAGGUGAAAAGCCUGCCGUAUGCAUUUAGUUUUUAAUUUGAAAAAAAUCUUUUUUAAAUAACUAUUUAAAUGACUGUUGGAAAGUUUGUACAGAUGGGAGAUUCUUGUGGGAGGUAUUUUAUGAAGCCUACUUUGUGAUCUGGGCUGUUUUGUGUAGGAAGUGUUUCUGGUGUUCAUCCAAUGUAAAUUAACAUCUGAAAAUUUAUUCAAAAACCCCUUCUUAUCUUUUCAUUAAAACACCAGACAAUUCGUACAAAUGAAAAGGCAUUUGCAUGUACUCAGUGGAAGGUUUGUCAGUCUUGCAUCAUUUAAAUCUGUUAUAUUUUUGCCAAAAAUGCUUGAAAGGCUGUAUAAUUUUACCCCAUUGGAAAAAUCGUAAAUAUGAGAAGUCAUGAGCUCAAUGGUUCUUUAUGUUCAUUUCAACACCAGAAAAUUCCAUCAGAAACUAGUUGUGAGUAACCCAUGUGGAAAGUGUGCUUACUAUGUGAAAUGCACUUUAAUUGUAAAUUGUAGACUUCAGACAGUUUAUUUUUUCAGAGAUAGCCGUUGAGGGUCUUUGUUUCAGUUUUUUUUUACUGUUGUAUAUGAAAUGUGUAUUAAAUAAUUGUACACUUGACUGUACGCAUACCAAGGCCUUUAUGAUGUG